Molecule: messenger RNA, 2379 nt
Organism: Apus apus (common swift)
Lineage: Eukaryota; Metazoa; Chordata; Aves; Apodiformes; Apodidae
Product: MLV-related proviral Env polyprotein-like
Exons: 2
Biological process (GO): viral process
Source: RefSeq, a predicted model, not a curated record
AUGAGCGAGGCAGAGGAGGAUGGGAGCAGGAGCGAAGAGCAGAAAGCCAACCGGAGUCGCUAUCUGAAAAAAUGCCUUCGUAGGGCAAAUCCCCCGCCAAGCCAGGCGCGGAGCAAGCCAGGAGGGGGGGACGAGCCAAGGGGGAGGGAACGGCCCGCCCGUAAGGGAAGUGGGCAGGGCCGGAGCUCAACAAAAAGGCACUGGAAACCAGAAGUAGCUGGUCAGUCGAGCUCUGACUUCGGAUCAGACACCAGCCGGGAUGAGUGGCCGGGACCGCGAGGGAAAAACAUCCCUGUCACCGACUGGAAGAGAGUAGAGAUUGCGUGUGCCGAUUGGGUCCCACCGGCCACGCCAGCGUUCCCGGUCCAGGUGACGGACAGGGGACAGAGGGUCCACUCACCAAUAAACCCUAAGGAUAUACAAGCAAUUGUUAAAGCAAUUGCGGAUAAAGGGCUUAAUUCUGCCAUGAUCCCCACCCUCAUAGAUGGUGUCUUGAGUUUCUGUUCACAGGACCAGAUUAUUGGACGCCCCUGUGACCCGUACACCCCAGUGCCAACAGAGGAUGACAAGCCAACAAGCAUCCUGGCCGCAGCAGAGAGCUCCACACCGGCAGAACCCAAACAACGGCGACAUGGCCCCUGUGGCGGGGUGCUACGACGUCUUUGUGUGAUCUUGAUUUUAGAACUUGUCACCACAGGACAGGUAACAUUAGGUCACCCUCACCAGCCAUUUAAAUGGUCACUCCUUCGAGUCAAGGAUCAGCAGGUUAUCGCAACUCAAAUAACAUCAGGUGCGCCAAGUUUUAGUACCCCUCUCUGUCAGCUUGUCCCGAAAGCCAGAUGUAUGGUAGACACAGUAUUUUACAUGUGUCCCAGCUCAAACCCUGGGAAAGGGUAUUGUAACUCCCCUAGCCAGUACUUCUGUAAUUAUUGGGGAUGUGAGACCAUAGCCCCUUUUUGGAUAUCGGGUAGUGGUAAAGACAGAUACCUAAAAGUUCAGUGGGGUCCAUAUGGGUGCACCUCACCGAGAGGAUGGUGGCAUAAAAGUGGUCAGUUCCUCUUCUUAAAUGUUACCAAGCCCGAAGAGGACAGUUGGUUACUUGGAAAAGUUUGGGGAGUAAGGUACUCAGAGCCAGGGACAGACCGAGGUGGCUUAAUCCUCAUAAAAAAGGAGGUCGUCCCGAAUGAUCUGCUGCCAGUAGGCCCCAACCAAGCAGUUAUCAGCAAAGCCCUGACUAUCCCUAAUCAGAACUAUGUGACUAAAAAGACAGACAAUCAGGAAAAACUGACAAAAGCUCCCGUAACGACACACACCACUAAAAUUCCUGAUAGAGAGUCGCUCUGGAAAAUGAUGCAAGCUAGCUACUAAAUGCUGAACAAAACUAAUCCAAAUCUCACGGAGCAUUGUUGGCUGUGCUACAGAAUAAAACCACCCUUUUAUGAGGCUGUAGCAGUAAGUAACCAACCCCUACAAAUGAAUGGUUCAAAUCCAGCUCAGUGUAUAUGGGAGACAGAUAAGCAAGGGAUCACACUAGCACGGGUGGUGGGAAGCGGCGUGUGUGUAGGUAAAGUCCCUGAGAACAAAGAACAACUGUGUGAUAGUAAAGUACAAGGUAAAAUCCCUGCAAAGUGGUUAGUACCGGCCGACAAUACCAAGUGGGUUUGCUCUGUCACGGGAGUUACACCUUGUCUGUCGUUGGACAAAUUUGAUGAAUCCUCAGAAUAUUGUGUCCAGGUAACUAUAGUCCCUAAAGUCUUUUACCAUCCCGAAGACGCUGUCUAUGAGUCUCUGAUUAACCCACAACAUCAUCUGUCAAAGCAAGAACCCUUUACAGCACUAACAAUAGCUACCCUAAUGAUCAUAGGAGGGGCAGGAGUAGGCAUAGGAGUGGCAUCCAUGGUCCAACAGAAUAAAGAAUUCAGUGCCUUGAGGAUGGCAGUGGAUGAAGACCUGGCUAGAAUUGAACAAUCAAUAAGUGCGCUAGAACAAUCACUCAGGUCACUAUCUGAAGUAGUGCUGCAGAAUCGGAGAGGACUAGAUCUAAUGUUUUUACAGCAAGGGGGAGUGUGCGCUGCACUAGGGGAAGAGUGUUGUGUAUACGCGGACCACACCGGGAUAGUGAGGGACACGAUGGCCAAAAUGCGAGAGGGGUUGGAAAAACGGAAAAAGGAACGAGAGGCGCAGGAAAGCUGGUUUACAUCCUGGUUUAACUAUUCACCUUGGCUGACCACCCUGAUAUCCACCUUGAUAGGGCCAGUCGCAAUGAUUCUGAUAACCUUGAUCUUUGGACCCUGUAUACUGAAUAGGCUUGUGGCGUUUGUCAAGAGCCGGCUGGAGAAGGUUGACAUCAUGCUGAUAGAAGGCCAACAACUGCUUUAA